AUGCAUCAUUAUGCUACAUUGUUCAGCAUAUUUCUGCUAAUAGCAUCUUCAUGGUCUGACAAACAUGUACCCACAGCAUCCUCUCCAUCUGUAUUAUAUGUUUGGUCUGGACAAGAUAAUUCCGUACCGUAUGCCUCUGAUUUCGUUGCUGUAAUCGACUUUGAUGAAAGGUCUCCUACCUAUGGGCAUAUUUUAAAAACAGUUUCGCUUGUUUCGGACGCUCCCAAUGGCAUUAUGCAAGUAGGAAAUGAGCCACAUCAUUCAGCCAUUUCUUCCGAUGGUCGCUAUUAUAUUAGUGGCGGUUUUUUCAGUUUUCGUUCGCAAAAUAAAGAAAUAUUUGUGUGGGAGAUUCCCAAAAAUCCUGCGAAAGGUCCAAAAUUUCUAUAUGCACUUGAUGCACCAGGUGCGUGUCCAGACGAGUUUUUGCCGAUUGGUGGCCCUGAAUUUCUUGUGAGCAUGAUGUGUAAUGAACAAGCUGCCAAUCCUGGCAAUAUGGUUUAUAUUAAUGCUAAGACUCGUACGGCAAAAUCAAUUCUCAAAAAUAUUUCAGCUUUCAUCGACUUUAAUCCACAUGGAUUUGGUCGACUUCCCAAUGGUUCAAUCUUCGUCGCGGACUUUCUUGAACCUAUUUCGUUAGUCGGCACUGAUCCAUCACAAAUUCUAUUUCGAAAUACGGCUCGACAUAUUCUUCCUGAUGGGACAUUGGAACGUACUUUUCAAUUCAAUUUCCCUACAACGCCAGGGUCAUCAAGUGGAAUCGGACACGGAAUUGGAUUCAUGGAACUUAAAUCUAUUCCUGGUGACCCAUUAGGACGUUCUUAUGUUAGUGGUAGUAAUGUGAAUAAUAUGUAUUUAAUCGGUCCAGGCAUGUCUGAUCCAAUUCUAGCUAUUGAUUUCUCCCAAGUAAAUGGAUAUCAACAGCGAAUCAGUGCUGGUCUCUUGUCCAUGUUUCCUAAUGGUCAACGUUUAUUAAUGACAUUUCAAAUGCGAUAUGUUAUUUUAGUAAAUAUCACAAGACCAGAACGACCAAAUAUUCUUCGUGUAUUUGAUUUUUGCUCUGAUCCAGCACUCAAAAAUGUGACAAUUGGUACUCCUGGUUCAUUCAAAAAAAUCACUUUUGCCGAAUUCUGUAUUCAAAAUAAUAACAUUGUUGGUUCACAUACUGUUGUAUACCCGAAAGAUGAAAAUCGAUUCAUUGUGAUGAACUAUUUUCUCAAAUUCGGCUUGGCUCAAUUUCCUGGCACACGAACAGUGCAUGCGUUUAAACUCAAUAAGGAUUUUACCGAUUUUGAAUAUGAUCAUAAAUUCAAUCCUAAUUUUCAAUUUCACUAUCCAUCCAGAAAACAACUUCUAACACUACAUUCACUACAAGCAUAUCCACAUCAUCUUCAAUAUUUGAAGUUAGAGAAAUAA
Molecule: messenger RNA, 1413 nt
Organism: Rotaria sp. Silwood2
Lineage: Eukaryota; Metazoa; Rotifera; Eurotatoria; Philodinida; Philodinidae
Source: the annotation of a GenBank genome assembly